UUGUUGAUUAAUAUAAACGUACAAUAUACAUGUAUAACGGUAUACAUGAUUUUUGCUAUCAUAUAUCCGUAUUAUAUGCGAAAAUAAGAAGCAGUACAGUGGAAGACGUUUGAAGUUGAAAGAAUAUUCUUGACGAAUAGAAAAGGAAAUUUCGAACACCAGUAAAUGAGAUUAAGUUUUCUGGUGAGUGCAUCCUCACAUACAUGGAGUUUCAGCUGGACAGCGCAGAGUACUGCCAGGCCCAACACAAAUAGAUAGAGAAAAAUAAAUACAAAGAGAAAGAGCAAGGGAGAGAGUGAAACGUGCCCCAAAAAGUUAAGAAAAACUGAUUAGACAGCUGUAAAAUAGAAAGAAGAAGAGGAAGAAGAAGAAGAAGAAAAAGAACUAAAAGACAGGAGAUAACGUAGAAAAAACGUAAACAAACGAUCUGGCUAUUGUCAGAUAUAAAAACCAACCAUCAACAGCUAGUCACAAGCACACACGUACAUACAUAUACAUCCAAGACGUAGAGAAUUUUAUUAGACACAAUUUAUUAAUUAGUUGUUCGGACCCAGAGCUGAACCUCAAGGACAUCCCUUCCCCAAACCGCCGGAGCACCUUGUGCCAAGUAGAUAAACUUCCGAAUAGUGAAAUCACUGUCAAAAAAGAGGCGUAUAUCAUCUCAUCCACCACCACCAGAUGUAACUUAACCCCGACCCUCAAUUUGACCAGGUUUUGAGAGGGCUACAUGCGAGAAUCUAUCGUUCUUCUAUCCUCUGUGUGACGAUAAUAACAAGAACAAGUAUUGUUUCUACCAACCAAUUGAAGAAAAAGAAAGGAAAAACGAUAUAAGACUGACUUAUCUAUGGGCUAAACUUGUUGAGGGGAAGAAAACCUCUUCAUUUUUAUUGCCUAGGUGCAGUGUUAUAGAUUCAUUUUCGUAACGCCGGCGGAAAAUAUUAUUUUUUAUUUUGAGGACAAUUAGGAAAUGAGCAACAUGAGGGUCAAAGACAUCAGGCCGGCACCCGCCGAAAUUGAAUACAAGAAUAUGAAGUUCCUCAUAACUGAUCGACCCAACGAUCAGAACAUCCAAACUUUCAUCCAGGAGCUGAAAAAGCACAAUGUUAAAGAAGUGGUGAGAGUGUGCGAACCAACGUACAAAGUUGAAGAGUUGAAAUCGGAAGGUAUUAGUGUCCUGGAUUUGGUCUUUGACGAUGGAACAUUUCCGCCUAGAGAGGUUGUUGACGAGUGGUUCGAGUUACUAAGGAAACGAUUUGGUGAAACGCCUGACGCCUGUGUCGCUGUUCACUGUGUUGCUGGUCUUGGCCGAGCACCUGUCCUAGUUGCGAUAGCCCUAAUCGAACUAGGACUGAAAUAUGAAGACGCUGUAGCACUCAUUCGAGAAAAGAGGCGUGGCGCUAUCAAUGCAAAACAGUUGGCUUUCCUUGAGAAGUACAGGCCCAAGUCCCGACUGAAGCUCAAGAAUGGGCAUAAUUCCUGCUGCGUCCAGUAGAUAACAAUAACACAACAAUUUGAAGAAAAAAAUUUAAAAAAAAAAUUAAAAAAAUUCAUUUACUCAAAUAAAACAAAAAAAAUUUGAAGGAGAACAAAGAAAAACAUAAUUUCAAAUUGACGUCUAUACUAAGAAUUGGAAAAAAAAAAAAAAAUACCACAAAAACUACUGAUGAUUUUGUAUGACAUUCAUUCGGCUUCUGUGGUAGGUAUGCUGGACACGCAAUAAAAUUGAGUCAUAUUAGAGUACCGAUUAUUCGAAACCUCGAAUGUGUUGCGCCAGUGUGGAAAUGCAACCCAGAUUUUGUUUUCACAUCAACACACAAUUCGUUGUCACGCAAGAUGUAUACUUUACUCUUGAGGGAAAUCUGAAGUACAGGAAUUUGGCUAUGCGGAGAAACAAAAUACAUGCAUAUAAUUUGAACUUGAACUUUAUUUAAUAACUCCCAGGAAAAAAUUAAUAAAAUUCUAUUCACCAUCAUUUAUGUAUUCCCUGCUAUUGUUUGUAUUUAUUUCUUUGUGGUUGUAAUAACUGAACAUAUUAUUUUCUCUAUUUUUCGAAUGUACCCUUCGAUGAAACGUUCUAAAUUUUUCCUUUGACUUUAUCAUUGCCUACCAAAUAUUCAAUUACCGUCAUGUUUCACUUACACAGUGUAUGAGCCCGACUCAGCACUAAUUCAUAGAUAGGAAAUAUUUGUAUGCUGCGUGUUAGAACGAAAUCCGAAAUAAAUUUUUAAUGUUCA
Neodiprion virginianus is the source of this 2234-nucleotide messenger RNA. Its product is annotated as PRL-1 phosphatase. NCBI's taxonomy places the organism in Eukaryota, Metazoa, Arthropoda, Insecta, Hymenoptera, Diprionidae. The record is from RefSeq and is a predicted model, not a curated record. Gene Ontology annotation, cellular component: nucleus. Gene Ontology annotation, molecular function: phosphatase activity. The coding region runs from base 968 to 1492 and encodes 174 amino acids. The transcript has 6 exons. Gene Ontology annotation, biological process: protein dephosphorylation.